This is a messenger RNA of Gaeumannomyces tritici R3-111a-1, 3112 nucleotides long. Its product is annotated as actin polymerization protein Bzz1. Gene Ontology annotation, molecular function: protein binding. NCBI's taxonomy places the organism in Eukaryota, Fungi, Ascomycota, Sordariomycetes, Magnaporthales, Magnaporthaceae. Gene Ontology annotation, biological process: regulation of actin filament polymerization. The coding region runs from base 593 to 2884 and encodes 763 amino acids. The transcript is spliced from 4 exons. The record is from RefSeq and is a predicted model, not a curated record.
CUGGGGUGCUGGGCAGCCACAACCACGGACCGCCCAGCGCGCUGAGCCAUUCGAAGGGCACCGAAGACCCAGCGUGGGUGGUCGGGCAUUUUGGCCCAACGGUGGCAGACGCAGCUGAAAAUGGAGGGCAUAAAUUCGGGGGGUCUGGACUGGUGACUGUGCCUACGUCGAUGCGCCAACGCCUCUUUCCACCAACGUUCUUUUGAGCGUGUGCGCCUUCGGGAAUUUGCGCCGGUAUCCGGCCGUCACCCCCCUUCAUAGUGCUCCUCUUCCCCAGCUCGUUUGUUCUCCUGCAGCAGGCUAUGCAGGCUAGGGCCCACCACCUGCUCAAAACGUACUCGACCCAGCCUUUUAGCCACGGCCUUGGCUCAUUGGAGGGGCUGUUGACGACGACGGCCGACGCACCCCCCGAGCGGGCUUACCUUUUGCCCCUGCCUGGGCAGUCAUUCACUUGCGCCGAUUUUCCCUCUCGCGCAACAGCCACCUGAACGUCACCCUCACAGCCUCACCCGCCUCUGGAUUCGAUGUCCCGAGACUUUGGCGACGGUGCUGGUGCUUGAUCCCCGUCCCAGGAACCGAAAAGCUGCCCACAAUGGCCGCUGUCGAAAGUGCGCCAACCUUCGGCGCAGAGCUCAAGGAUGGCUUCAAACCCGCCAACGCGUGGGUCGCGGGCGGCAUCGCCUGGAUCGACGACCUCCAGCAGUUUUACCGGGAACGAGCGGCCAUAGAAAAGGAGUACAGCGCGAGGUUAACUGCGCUCGCAAAGAAGUAUUUCGAAAAGAAGGCCAAGAAGUCGGCAAGCUUGAGCGUCGGCGAGAACCCCGCAAUGACCCCUGGAUCUCUUGAGAGUGCCUCCAUCACAACGUGGACAACCCAGCUCAAUACUGUCGAAGCCCGAGCCAACGAGCAUAACCAGUUCAGCAACGACCUGAUCAACAAGGUUGCCACGCCGCUCCAGGGUGUGGCCACCAAGUUUGAGGAGCUCCGCAAGCGUCAUGCCGAAUUCGCCGAUAAGCUCGAGAAGGAAAGAGAUGGUUCUUACUCGGAAUUGCGCAAGGUCAAGGGCAAAUACGACAGCGUCUGCCAGGAGGUGGAAAGCAGGCGCAAGAAGACGGAGUCGGCAUUCGACAAGGCAAAGGCGCAGAGCAACUACCAGCAGCAGAUCCUGGAGAUGAACAACUUCAAGAACAGCUACUUGAUAGCCAUCAACGUCACCAACAAGCAGAAGGAGAAGUACUACCACGAAUACGUGCCUGAGGUCAUGGACAGCCUACAGGACCUAUCCGAGUUCAAGACGAUGCGGGUGAACGAGCUUUGGACCCUGGCCUCGACGCUCGAGUCCGGACUCUUGAAGUCUAGUGGCGAGCUGAUAGAGCACCAGACGCAAGAAAUCGCCCGAAACCAGCCGCACCUCGAUUCAAUGAUGUACAUGCGCCAUAACGUCGGCUCGUGGCAGGAGCCGUCAGACAAAGUUUUCGAGCCGAGCCCGGUCUGGCACGACGACGACACCAUGGUUACGGACGAGCCAGCAAAGGUUUAUUUGCGCAACGUCUUGAACAAGUCCAAGAGCCAGCUGGGAGAUUUGCGCAGGGAGGUGGAUAAGAAACGGCGCGAGGUGGAGGGACACAAGAGGGUCAAGCAACGUAUCAGGGAUGGCACGGAGCAGAAGGACGAGGUGGUGGUGGUGACGAUGAUCUUUGCGAUGCAAGAAGAUCUCCACCAGGUCGAACGUAGGAGGACAACAGCCGAGGUCGAAACGUCGACUAUCAUGGCGGCAGUCGGCGACGUGACGUUGGGGGCCAAGAACCACAACUUCAAGUCGCAGACCUUCAAGAUACCGACCAACUGCGAUCUUUGCGGCGAGAGGAUAUGGGGCCUGUCGGCCAAGGGGUUCGACUGCCGAGAUUGCGGCUACACAUGCCACAGCAAGUGCGAGAUGAAGGUUCCCGCCGAGUGCCCGGGAGAGCAGACCAAGGAGGAGCGCAAAAAGCUGAAGCAGGAGAGACAGGAGGCUGCGAACAAGUUGCUGAAGCCCAGCAGCGGAAACCAUGCCAAGAAGGCGUCGGUAGACAACGUGGCGGAGCUGCCGGCCUUGACGCGCACAAACACAAUGAACUCGCUGAGCUCGGGAUACGCGGCUAGUGCUCGUCGUUCAGUGUCGGGCGCCAGGUCUCCGGCACCAGACGACACACCGGUAGCCGAGCUUCCGGCAGCCCCCACGACGCCAGCACCGGCGCCCAAGCCCACAAACACGUUGCGCAAGAACCGGGUUAUCGCCCCGCCACCGGCCGCGUACAUCAGUGAGCUGCCCGGGAGCGCGGCGCCAAACGGGUCCGGCGGCGGCGCUGCCAAGGCGCCAGAGCAGAAAGGCAAGAUGCUCUAUUCUUUUGAAGCCAACGAUGAAGGCGAGCUUUCGGUGCCAGAAGGGCGGGACCUUGUGAUACUUGAGCCAGACACUGGGUCUGGAUGGAUCAAGGUGCGGGCAGGAUACAAGGAGGGAUUGGUGCCAGCUUCAUACGUGGAAGUAGGGCCGGCACCAUCGGCGGCGCCAGCGGCACCAGCGAUACCAGCGAUUUUGCCGCAGAAUACAGGACAGUCGGCGAGGCCGUCAUCGAUAUACUCCAACAGCGGGUCCUCGAUCGGAGGGCCGGGGACACCGUCUGUCAAGAAGAAGGGGCCGGCGGUGGCGCCGCGGCGAGGGGCAAAGAAGCUCAGGUACGCCGAUGUGCUAUACGAGUACACGGCGCAGAAUGACACGGAGCACAGCAUCGUCGAGGGCGAGAGGCUCGUGUUGAUCAAGGAGGACCCCGGGGACGGGUGGGCCGAAGUCGAGAAGGGCGGCGUGACCAAAAGCGUCCCAGCCAGCUACAUCCAGCCGGUGUAGAUAUUGCAUGUAUAUUGGGUUUCUUUCGUUUUCUAGUUGCUCUUUUGUGUUUGUGCGUUCAUUCAUUCAACGAGGCAGUUGCAUUCGUGCGGCGUUUGGCAUCGGAACAUGUUGAUACUAUAUACAGUCAAAAGUCUCCAUCAGAGCAUCUUGAUCCUAUAUACAGCCAGAAAGCGGACAAAGGCAGUGAGAGAUGGGUUCUGUGCCCCCCGUAUUGGCCAUCUCGCC